Messenger RNA from Sphaerodactylus townsendi, 3445 nucleotides. RefSeq lists its product as uncharacterized. Gene Ontology annotation, biological process: G protein-coupled receptor signaling pathway. Gene Ontology annotation, molecular function: heparin binding; G protein-coupled receptor activity. Lineage: Eukaryota; Metazoa; Chordata; Lepidosauria; Squamata; Sphaerodactylidae. Gene Ontology annotation, cellular component: cell surface; membrane. The record is from RefSeq and is a predicted model, not a curated record. The coding region runs from base 93 to 3278 and encodes 1061 amino acids. The transcript has 19 exons.
AGAAGGCUUAACUGGAGUAGGCAGCCUCUCUUCCCCUGCCACUGUACCGGGGAUGGUUCCCCAUCUCAUUUAAUUGGGACUCUGACCUGGAAAUGCCCAAAAGUGUGGCAACGAAGCACUAUCAGCAUGUUUUGGCCUUGGCACUUGCCAUAAAGGAAAUCAACAACAACCCCAUGCUUUUGCCAAAUGUCUCUCUGGGACUGCACGUCUAUGAUAGCUACUUGGACGGACGGAUGACUUAUCAAGCCAUCCUGAAACUGCUGUCUGCUCGGCAUAAAAGUGUCCCCAACUACUGGUGUGGUGGCCAGAAGCUGAUGGCAGUUGUGGGUGGUUUGCAUUCAGAAACUUCCAUCCAGAUAGCAACCAUUCUAAGCAUCUACCUUAUCCCACAGCUCCUAUAUGGAUCCCUUGCUCCUGUGUCAAGGGGGAAGGCCCAGUCCUCAUCUGUUUACCAGAUGGUUUCCAGCGAAGCCCAUCAGUAUACUGGGAUUGUUCUUUUGCUGAAGCAUUUCAGGUGGACGUGGGUUGGGCUUUUGGCUGUGGAUGAUGACUAUGGGGAGGCGUUUGUGCAGUCUUUGCUGCCAAAGUUUUCCGAGAAUGGCAUCUGCUUUGCCUUUAUGGGAAGAACACCCAAAGUGUCUUUUAUUCCAGGAGUUACAGAAUUUAUAGGCAUUCUGGGUAAGGCAUCUUCAGUUCUGAUCAAAAGCCAAACCAACGUGACAGUCAUCUAUGGUGACGUCCAGUCAGCCUUUGGACUACAGCUGAUGCUGGCCGCAAUUGACUUUAGUACCGGGAUCCCCAUUGACAAAGUGUGGAUUACAACGGCCCAGUGGGAUCUGUCCUCAAACACCUUUUAUAAAAUGCCCGACAUCCAGGUUUUCCACGGUGCCUUCUCUCUUGCAGUUCACACAAACGACGUGCUUGACUUUCAUAAGUUUGUUCAGCACAGAAACGUCGACUCGUUUAAACAAGAUGGUUUUGUCAGGGAAUUCUGGCAACAGGCUUUUGGAUGUCUCCUGCCACAGACUCCUGAAGACGAGAAGAGCGAGGAAAUGUGCAGCGGGGAAGAGAAGCUGGAGACCCUUCCAAGACUGAUUUUUGAAAUGAGCAUGACAGGCCACAGCUACAGUAUCUAUAAUGCUGUCUAUGCUGUGGCACAUGCUUUCCAUGGAAUGUAUUCCCUCAGAGCCAGAGACAAAGCAACCGUGCAUGAAGAUGGGAUAUUGCUUGAGAAUACUCAGCCAUGGGAGCUCCACUCUUUCCUGAAGAACAUCUCCUUUAAUAACACCAUGGGGGACCACGUCUUUUUCAGGAAUGGAGAAUUACAGUUGGGAUUUGAUAUUAUAAACUGGGUCACUUUCCCCAACCAGUCCUUCCAAAGAGUGAAAGUUGGAAGGAUGGAUCCACAGGCUUCUCCAGGGAAACAGUUCAGUAUUGAUGAACAGAAGAUUACCUGGCAUAACAAGUUCAAGCAGGUGGUGCCCCGUUCUCUGUGUACAGACCGUUGCCGUGCUGGUUUUAGCAGAAAAGUUCAAGAAGGGAAGCCAUUUUGCUGUUUUGACUGUGCUCCGUGCUCAGAAGGGAAGAUUUCUGCUCAGGAAGAUCCCCCAGCUUGUGUCUUCCCCUUUGUUUUUGACGGGAGACGCUACUCUUCAUGCACCAAGGAUGGAACUGUUGAGGAGAAGCUGUGGUGUGCCACAACCAACAAUUAUGAUAAGGACAGCAAGUGGAAACACUGUUCUCUUGAAGAAUACGGAGGCAAUUCCAAUGGCAAACCUUGUUUCUUCCCCUUUGUGUACAAGAACCAGACUUUCUACACCUGUACGGAUGAGGGCAAAGCAAAGGGAAGAUUCUGGUGUUCUACCACAAGCAACUUUGACCUGGAGCCUCGAUGGAGCUUCUGCGCUGACAUCCGUCUAGAUGCAAACCCCAAGGGACCUUGUGUCUUUCCUUUCCUCUACAACGGCACUUCCUAUUCCUCAUGCACAUCGGAUGGGAUUUCUAACAAGAAGCUUUGGUGUUCUCUCACCAGCAACUAUGAUGCAGACUUGAAGUGGACAUACUGUCAACCCUCAGGGAAAAGGAAAAUCGAAACAGGAAGUUCUGAAAUAACAACUGAAAGAACAGCCAUGUUAAAGACUGAAAAAGUAGACCGAGGUCAAGUCACGCAAGCGAAAAGAAAAAUGGAAACGGGUUUUUUCAGAAUGACUACGGAAAGAGGAGCCACUCUAACCACUGGAAAGGAUGACCAAAGCCGAACCACAAAAGGGAGAAGUAAAUUAGAAGCCUGGGUUUUCAAAAUGCUGGCGGAAAGAGGGUUAACACCCAAUACUGGCAGAAUCGUCCAAUGUCCAGGUGCAACAGGGUUAAGCGAAAUCAAACCAGAGGUUUUUGAAUCAACGACAGAAAGAGCUGCCACAGCAGAUACUGGAAAAGUAGACCAAGGUCAAACCACAAAAGGGAGAUUUGGGAUUUUUCAGUCUACAAUAGAAAGAGGAGCCUUACCAGAUACUGAAAAAGGAGACCAAGACCAAGUCACGAAAGGGCCUGAUGAGAGUGUGGAAAGUCCAUCUUGUGUCUUUCCCUUCACCUAUAAGGGCAAGUCUUAUUGGAGCUGCACCACAGAUGGGUGGAGUGAUGGGACAUUCUGGUGUGCCACCACUAGUAAUUAUGAUGCUGACAAGAAGUGGAAGGUUUGUCAAGUCUCAGGGCCAGAUCCAGGUGUAGAAAGUCCACGAUGCAUCUUCCCAUUCAUUUACAAGGGCAAGUCCUACAGCUCGUGUACAUCUGAGGGUAUGAGUGAUGGGAAACUCUGGUGUUCUACCACCAGCACUUAUGAUGUGGAUAAGAAAUGGGUGUACUGUAACAUCACAGGUCCAGAUACAAGCGAGGAAGGCCCUUCCUGUGUUUUUCCCUUCAUCCACAACGGCCAGAACUACAGCAGCUGCACAGGGGACGGACGGACAGACGGGAGGCUCUGGUGUGCCACCAGCAGAAACUAUGACAUAGACAAGCGAUGGGCUUUUUGCACUGUCACAAAAACUGGCUGCAUCUUCCCUUUUGUCUAUAAAGAGAAAUCUUACCGAAGCUGCAUUGUGGUGGGCCACGGUGAAAGGAAACCCUGGUGUUCCACCACCCCAAAUUACGACACCAGUUCAAAGUGGAGGUUAUGCAAUGAGUCAGAUGCCCUCCGUCGCUCAUGGCAAGACUUACCAUUGCGGCACCCCAUCUGGGGACCUAGACGGGAAGUUCUGGUGACCCCUCCCCAGCAGCCUUGAAAAACAGACAGGAUGUGGCUUCUUUGUGCUGAGUCGGGUUUUGCCUGAAGGGUUGACAAACCAGCCCGCUGGCUGUCUUGAAAUCCUUGGACAUCCCUGAUUCUAGCCGGUCUGAAUGAUCUUCCGGAGAUUGACAGAGCAUUUCAAAUAAAGCAAACAUCAAUUGA